This is a messenger RNA of Caenorhabditis sp. 36 PRJEB53466, 3255 nucleotides long. The record is from the annotation of a GenBank genome assembly. NCBI's taxonomy places the organism in Eukaryota, Metazoa, Nematoda, Chromadorea, Rhabditida, Rhabditidae.
AUGGGUGAUUCCGAUGAGGAAUAUUUACGAGCGAUUAAUAAUUAUUUGACAACGACACUCAGAGGUACAAACAUUCGCAGUCACACGAAAAACGCGCACUUUCAGUCAAAUCAAGACACAGUUCUACGGAGCAUUUCGAGCCGAGAUAUAGUGCACAGAUGUCGCCGAAGAAGGUGCCAGCUAUCAAUCGUAAUGUGGCACUGCUGAGCAAUGGAAAUCCGCCAAAAAGGUUUCGGCUUCUUGUGAAGGGAUAUGCAAAAGUCUUUUCAUUCAGAGAGGAAACGAUCUCAACCAUCAACUCGUCUACAUCUUCCACGUGCAAUUCGUCGCCACAUCAACAAAGUGCUGAUCACAGCCGUGCUUCGAGAAAUGUAUUUUCUCCAGAGUUCCUUCUCUGAAUGAUAACAUAAUUUCAGGGAACAGGCAUUUCUCAGAUUCUAAACUACGGCGAAGAGGUCACGCCAGAAACGGCGGCAUAUCUUCAGCCGAUCGGACGCCGCCGCAUGGAUUUUGUAUCUGAAAUUAGUCAGCCCGCUCCUCUGCCGAAUCCACCUCAGCAACAUCUCCAAGAUCAGCCGCAACAGUCACAAUCUAUUGAAGGGGCGCAGUUGAUAACGUAUUCGAGAGAAGAUAUGGAACGAGUCGCCCAAACAAGAAGUAGGCAGGAAAAUCGUGAAAACCACAAUGGUUUUUCUGGUAACGACGUUCCUUUCAUUCCGUUGGAGACUGUGCCGGUUCAAACUCCCGCCCAACGCCCAGAACGACAAAGUCAGCGUGACAGGUAUCCGGUGAGACAAACGGAUUUUGCCUCAUGAAUUAGAAACUAUUUCAGGCGCGUUCUCAAUCUCGCAGACGAUUUCCCAUCGAAGAAAUUCCUGCCGCCGACCAGAGUACGUGGAUGGAUGCUUCUAUUCCAGCUACGCGCCCUUCGAACAACUUUGAUCUCAACGCAAACGAACCGAUACUCGCUUCUUCCACUCUGGUCGCUGAGCAAAUCAGUCGUACUCGUUCUCCUCAAGAUUAUCCGAACAUGUUCACUGCUCUCCGACAACAGAUUGCUCAAGAAGAACGUCGAGAUAAUUUCGGCCAGCAGCCAAUGCAUCAGCCAUCUCAACCUGCACAACAGAUCACACAGCGUCUAGUGCAGUCAGUUAAUCGUCUCCAACAGCCGCUUCAGAGUGCUCAACUCCCGUCUCGUCCCCUUCAGCCACCGGCUCCUGUUGAACAACAACCAAUUCGAGUUCCUCAACAGCCAACUAUUCGUCUUCAACAGCAACCAAUCCGUCUUCAGCAAUAUCAGAUGCAAGGCUCGCGACAAUCAAACCCGCCGAAUCAACAGAAACAGUCAAUACGACAUCCGAUGCAACAAGCGCCCCUGCCGCAACGAUCAAACUAUCCCUCUCAGCAGCAGCAACCCCUCAGACCACCUCAGCAGCCUCCGAAACCUGCCUAUUCUCAACCGACGACUAAGAAACCGUUAUCUCUAAGCAUGGCUACGAGCACAAGGCCGAUUUCGCCCGUUGAAGAGAUUUUUCCGAGGCCCAUUCCGAUUGUCCGAGACGGAGAACAAGCGGUAUUCCAGCGACAGCCGCUGGUUCCAAUGCGUCGUGUGCAGAAGCCACUCGAAAUUCCGGAUGCUUCAGUUAACAGAAAUUCUAUUCCAACUGUGCAAAUGCCACCGAUUUCUGUGAAUACUCGUACAGACAUUUUGCCGCCGAUACAGUCACAGGUAGAGAAAUUACAGAAAUGUGUUUAAAAGUUAAGAUUCACGUUUCCAGCUGUUUCGUGCAAUACAGAAUCUGCCAGAUUUGAGUGAUCCCGAUAUUACUGAUCUGUGGGGAGUUCGUCACGUCCGUCAUCAACAGCGACCAGGUCGAGAAGCCAAACCGGGCGUUCCCCUUACGGUCAGCCCACAUCCACCUCGGGCACCGUCCAUUCUUAUACGUCGAGAGAAUGACAUUCCGGAAUAUCAAAUAUUACAAAACCAAUUGGAAACAUCAUGUGAUUUUUUGCGAAAUCUAACUCCGGAGCAGGUGGACGAAUUUGAUGAAAAGCAACUGCAGGACAUUGUGGAGAAAUUGUGAGAUUGUGAAUGUUUUUAGACUCAAAUCGUUUUUACAGCUACGAUGGUACUCCACGCGAGAAGUUCAAGCAAAAUUAUCCGUUCAUGGUGGAAGGAGCCAUUCAGAAAGAUUCUCAAAUACCUAAUCAGCUGAGAGUGUUCUCUUCCAGGAUAGGAAAAGUUAUGAUUCCCGACCGUCCUGACCGCAAAAACAACGACUACGUCUACUUUCUGGUCGUCAAAGAAGGCGACUACCGCGGAGUCAGGCUCUGUCCCAUUCAAAUCAUUACUCGAUCAUUCUAGGUUUCUUUCGAUUGUCAUCCCCGGAGCCUCGUUUCGGCAAAGUUUCCGUCUGAGCACAGGAUUGUUAUUCGUGGAUAUGCCAUUCUCGGACAGCCAGUCGGCAAGCAAACGAACCGUUUAUCGGAAGGUCGUUGGAUUUGUUUCAACGAUUCGUUGGGUCUCAUGCACAUCGUUUCGGGAGCAGCCCGCACUUCCGUCAAGAAGCAGCCAGUCUGGGACAAGCGACUCGACGUCAGUCCAAACAAAUCUAUCACUUCUCAUAAUUUGUCCGUUCAGAUCGUUUCUAUCAGCGCGAGCUUCGAGAACAAUCGCUUCAUUGUGACGCACAUUGUCGCGCUGACAAACAACGAAGAAAAGAAAAGACAGUUCCCGGAAGAAGUCUUUCUUGUUCCUGACAUGACUCUUCAAAGAACUGUGAGAUACCGCUCUUACUAUUGAGUGCAAAAAGAGUUUUUUAGUGCGUGGAUGAAUACUAUUUCUACUCGACCUAUCUCGACGUGACUGUGACUAUGAAGAAGACACUCAUAGGAGAAAUCGAGAUUGACCCGUUUCGUGAGUACGAGGUAACUGCUUUCUCCAAAUCUCUCCAAGUUUAUCCAAGCGUUUAGAUCGUCGCCGUUCCUACGUUCCCAGUCUCCACUCGUCUCGAUUUCCGUGGCAUCAUGCUCAUUGACGAUAUGUUCUUCUGGAGUUCCAAGGAUAGACAAUGGGUCUACGAGAAGCUGCAGAAACGGACGGAAGCGUAUCGUGUAUGUAAUUAUACGCGAAAAUCUUUAAAAAUUGAAUGCUUUCAGGAAGAUUUCCUAUCUUCCCAACAAAAUCAUCGCUCUUCUCGUCCGCAGUCAUCUCCGAGGCUGCCCCUUACUCAUUUUCCACCGAAGACCAAGUGA